Portunus trituberculatus (swimming crab) is the source of this 2000-nucleotide messenger RNA. Its product is annotated as sushi, von Willebrand factor type A, EGF and pentraxin domain-containing protein 1-like. The coding region runs from base 489 to 2000 and encodes 503 amino acids. The transcript is spliced from 10 exons. NCBI's taxonomy places the organism in Eukaryota, Metazoa, Arthropoda, Malacostraca, Decapoda, Portunidae. The record is from RefSeq and is a predicted model, not a curated record.
UUCGGCGUGCGAGGUGAUAUGUGGAAUUUGUGUUUAUCUGUUCUUCCAUUUUAACAUUCUUUUCUACAUGGAAGCGCGCGUGUGCGUGGUCUUCAUUAAAGUUUUACAGUCCUCAUACAUAAAGGAAGGGGCAGUAGACAGCUGCCAUUGCUGCCAUCUCUCACAGGGAGUUACAUGCAGCGGGGUGAGGGAGAUCUGCAGACCUGCUGCUGAUCCUCCAUAUGUCACCCCUAGUCUGUCCACGCUAUUAAUAAUACAAGAGUUUACCAGCAUCUCCAAUAUUUCACACUCUUUACAAGUAGACUCUGGAGCUGUUUUCCCGUUUUUGUAUUUCCUUUAUUCUUAUUUCCUUUUAAGGGAAAUGAGUAUGAGCAAACCUUUUUAUUAUUUGCCCAUCUUUCUGAAUAAAAUCAAUUAUAUACACAAAUAAAUAGAAAUUACGUCAUAUGUAUGUAGAGCCAUGAAUUAGCAAUGUGUGAUUCUCCAGAAUGUUGGACGACCCACUUCCACCCACCGAAAACAUGAUGUUCACAUAUGACAACAUGAUGAACGUGGGCGCCAACGCCUCCUACAGCUGCUACCCUGGCUACUUCCUGAAUGGCAACCUUACUGUACGGAACCAGACGGCAGUGUGUGCGGGCCAGCUGGGCGGGUGGAUGAUGAAUCCUCCCACUGAUCCCGUGUGCUUGGCUGUUGACGUGUGCACAGUACCAACACCACCCUCGAUACUUAUCACCAACACCACGAGCAUUAGCCACAUGCAUCUCAACGGUACCAUCACCUUCACUUGUCCGCCCACCACCACCACGCAGAGUCUUGCCACCAACCAGACCCUGACCUGCACCACCGAGAACGUCACCAACACCUUUUUCUAUGAGCCCCAGACUGUGGAAGCAUGUGACGUGUGUCAGGAGACCCCCAGUGCAGUGAACGCCACCACUAGCUGGAGCGUGGAUACCAUUUACACAACUGGCAUGGAGGUGGUGGUCACGUGUUUCGAGUCUCAUGCCUUCAAUCUGUCAGGAAGUCCUGAUCAGACCAUCUCGUGUUUGGAGACUGGAUGGUCCGUCCCAUUACCCUGUUACAAAGUUUGUCUGCUGGAGCCCCCAGUAGCUGGAGCCGACAUGACUCAAGAGCCGCUCCCGCUCACCAACAACACGGUCGGCACUGAGGUGGUCUACACAUGCAGUGGGACCCUGAAGACACUGCUUGAGGGAAGCACGAGUGUUGUUUCUUCCACUACGGUGAUGUGUGGAGAAGACGGCCAGUGGAAUCUCACAACGCCCUUGCCGCCCUGCCUUGCCUAUUGUGAGGGCGAGCCAACAGCUAUCAACGCGAACAGCACGUGGAGCGCCACUGAACACUACGUAGCGGGUCAAAACGUCACCGCCACUUGCCUCGACAAACACAUCCUGGUGGACGACGAAACCAACACUCAGAUGCUGAACUGCACCGAGACGGGCUGGAUCCCAGGCGUACCAUGCGAAAAGGGCUGCUCAGCGGUCAUUCCAGCAGCGGGUAGUAACAUGACGGCACCAGCACUACAGGACCGAAGGGAGGGCGCCACUUUGAAUUAUACCUGUAGUCCCGGCGCCUUCGCCAAAGUCAAUGAUACACAGCCGCCCGCCUCAUUCAUAAUUGUGACAUGCAGCACCAACAGCUUCUGGGGCGUCAACGCUGACGCCGUGGAAACUAUUACACUUCCGGAGUGCAUAACAGGAACGACAGUGCCGCCACCGAUAUCUGGAGGAGCAUUGCUGUCAGGGGCUGAUCCUCCUUACGUGGCGGGUACAGUGCUCACCAAGUCCUGCGAAGAGGGGUUCACGUCCGUCAGCGGCAUCCCAUCCACGACCGUCACCUUCGACGGAAUUGAUUGGAUACCUGACGACCCCACCUUCCACUGCCUCGCAGGUAUGUAUGCAGGAAACGUAAAUGUACAUGCUGUGAGAAACACGUGUCUGUCUCCCUCCCACCUCCCUAUUCACAAGUGUAUUCAUUAA